This is a messenger RNA of Electrophorus electricus (electric eel), 9156 nucleotides long. It is a transcript of the gene mgab, whose product is annotated as MAX dimerization protein MGA b. The record is from RefSeq and is a predicted model, not a curated record. Lineage: Eukaryota; Metazoa; Chordata; Actinopteri; Gymnotiformes; Gymnotidae. Gene Ontology annotation, cellular component: nucleus; chromatin. Gene Ontology annotation, molecular function: protein dimerization activity; DNA-binding transcription factor activity, RNA polymerase II-specific; RNA polymerase II cis-regulatory region sequence-specific DNA binding. Gene Ontology annotation, biological process: positive regulation of DNA-templated transcription; regulation of transcription by RNA polymerase II; cell fate specification.
ACGACGCAAAGAGUCCGUUCAAACUCAAGCCGUCACCUAAGAUUAAAAUACAAGUAGGGGACAGCUUAACAUGCAUAUUGUCAGGUAGACCUUUUUUGAGGGAGUUUAGAAGCCGCUGGGUGAUUUCAAACUGUCUUAAGCGCAGGACUGAGUCCCGCUUUCCAGUCAUGUUUGUGAGGAAAGCACGCGCCAUCGUAGCCAGGGUGCAUGCGCCGUGGUUCCCUUCCCAAGCCACGCGUUAGCCGCCUGCGUGGGCCUCCAUUGGAUGCUUAAAGAACAAAGAUUGCAUCUAAUGUAAGGAGUCAAACCUGUAUUGGAUCUUCCUUUCUCUUAUAAUUGCUUACAACAUGGAAGAUGAUGACAGUGCAAUGAUUUGGGAAAAGACAAAACUGAGUGUAGCUUCUAUUCAGCACUCAAUAUCUGGCAUUCUAAAGCCAGGUAAAACUGAUGGGUGUAGCAAAAACCAGGCUGCUUCUUCAGUGACCAAAGAGGCAAGACAACUGGUUGCCUUGUUCCCUGUGAUGUCAACUAAAAGCUCCACACUGAGUGGUUGCACAAGCAGUGACAUCACAGCCGUUCUGGAGAAUGAAUCUGUUUGGAGUCGGUUUCACAGCUUGGGCACAGAGAUGAUCCUCACAACACAAGGCAGACGCAUGUUUCCAUGCUGCCGCUUUAGACUGAACGGUUUGGAUCCAGAAAGGAUGUACCUACUGAUCAUGGAUGUCGUGCCUUUAGAUGGUUUUACUCACAAAUGGAAUGGAAAGACAUGGGAACCUGCUGCAGUGGGGGAGCCAGAUGUGCUUGGGCGGGUGUGUGUUCACCCAGAGUCCCCAGCCCGGGGUAGACAAUGGAUGGAGAGCCCAGUGUCCUUUUACAAGGUGAAACUAACCAAUAACUCCAUGGACCAAGAGGGCUGUCUGGUUUUGCACCCAAUGCACCGCUACCAACCACGACUUCACAUUGUUCCUAUUGAUUCAGGCUCACAAGAGCUCAUUUUGCUUGACAGCCAUGAUGUUAAGACAUUUGCUUUCCCUAAAACAGAGUUCUAUGCAGUUACAAGCUACCAGAACCCACAGAUCACCCAGUUGAAAAUAGACUGUAACCCUUUUGCCAUGGCCUUCCGAGAAGACAGACAGAGCAUUCGCCUACUUCAAGACAAACUCAGGCUCUGCUCUCCUGGCGGCCUACGCUCACGUUCUGCUGUACUAGGUUUGAACAGAGAUACCAGUGAACAAAGACAAAUGAGCACAUUAAAGAAUGCAGUCUCACCCUGCAUUAAAGACCACAGCAUAAAAUGUUCUUAUCCAGAAUCAUUGUCUAUGAAAAGAGAUGAGGGGAUCUUCACAAAAAUAAGGAAUACCUCAAGAUGUCAGAAUAGUGUUGUUUCAUGUAAAGAGGAUGUGAACGGUAGAGGCAAGGAACACCCAAUAGAGCCAGCACUGGUUGAGAAUGUAGCACCUUUGGUUGUUGAAUUAAAUGAAACUGUGUCCUUAGAACAACCCCCACAAACUACUGAUGGACCUGUUUCUUCUGCCGCCGCCACCGAAAGUUUAAAAUUUGACUCUAAACACGUAGUUAAAUCUCAGAUCACCUAUGCACAUGGCAAAUCACCUACAAAAUCAUUCAUGACUGCUCAUGUUCCUCAGCCUCUGGAGAAAGUGAAGCUGAAGGUUGCUGCUGUUUCUCUUCCCAGGCUGCAUUUCCUUAACAGCAGUCAAGUAAACAAGCAGAAUACUCAGCCACCUUUUUUGCACAGGCGUUUCCAGAGGGGGAGGAAAGCAAAGGCAAAAUGUUGGUCUACAGUCAGGUGUUCACAAGCCCCUCCUCCUGUAGUUGCCCCUCUUGAUGUUUCCUUGCAGCCAGACCUUGAAGAUGUGGAAGGAAUGUUGUUUGUGUCUUUUGCUGCAAAGGAAUCCUUAAACAUUCAUAUUCAGAACAUGAAGCAUGUGGAAACAUCUCUGCAUCCACAGUCUCAAACUCAGAACCAGAAAGAUAAAGAUGAAAUUGAAGAUGUCAAUCUUUCUAUGGAAGAGAGACUUUUGAUGUUGGAGAGCACUUUACUACUUGACCUGAAACAGCAGAAGCACAGACAGGUUAUUCACCCAGUACUACAGGAAGUUGGUAUGAAGUUGGGCCUCCUGGAUCCACUGCUAGGCAUAGACUUGCGAUACCUUGGUGUGUGCUUACCCUUACCCCCACCUGUUUACGGCUGUCUAGAUCAAGUGCACUCCAUGAGCCUCACAUCUUCCUAUGAUGCAGCUGGUUCUUUUGUGUCUCGGACUGGCAAAACAAAUGAUCCCACAAAGAUAAAAGGCUGGCGAGACAAAUUUAAGACCAAGACAGUACAGAAUACACCUGAAGGUCUGAGAAACAGUUCUGCAUUCUGCAGUGACAUGCUAGAUGAGUAUCUCCGGAAUGAAGCUCAGCAGAUCACCGACCGUGUUGCUGUUUUCUCCAAGAGUUCUACGCUACCUGUUUCCUAUCAGCUUCCGUCUAAGAGCAGCAGUUAUGUGGUCACUCUGGAUAGUAUACUUAAGAACCGAUCUGCGUCUGUACUGCCAAACAAGACUGACUGCAAUGCUCCAAAUGAGACCCUGCCCACAUCUUCAAUUAGGGGGUCGCCAGGAAAACCUGUGUCUUUAUUUACAACAGAACAACAAAAAAUGUUUGAGGAAAAACGGAAAUGCGCUACUUUUGGGCAUACGCUUCAAAGCCAGCCACAUGCGACGUCUCCAGUUAAAGUCACUAGUUCCUCUGGACUCCCUUCAAGAUCAGUUAUAAAGAGGAGACAUGGCAGGCCUCCACUGAGAAGGAACUCCAGUGGCACAAUCGACAGCCAGAGCAAUGGUGGAUGCCAUGUCAUGACUCCUGGUAAAACCCAGGCGCAGAUCAUGCUGCAGGGCAUGGAGGAGGAAGCAUUAUUUAAUGGCAAAGUCCGUACACACAUUACCUACAAGAGGGCAACAUUUGCCCUCAAUUCAUUGCUUACUUCCCAGAGUUCAGUGAGGAGGACAGAGUUCAGCAUGCUCCAUCAUAAAGAAGAUGCAUGUCCUAAAGACUUCUGUCACCUGGGCUGCAUCUGUGAUAGCUUGCACAGGGAGAUCAGAGGGCCCAUUCACUGUCAACGGGUGGAAUGCAUGUUUGAUUGCAGCUGUUUCAAACACAAGGUCUUUCUGAUACGCCCUCCAGGAGUGACCAACAUUCGGCAUGGCAGGAAAAAAGCACUGAUGGCUUUUUCCAUCGCAGACCCAGAGAAGGAGCCCAGGCCGCCACCUGCACUCAGUGUCACCUCCUUGUGGAAGAGGAGGAAUGCAGAGCAAGACCCUGAGCCCUUAUUUGUGCCUGAGCCAGCACCUUGUAUUAAAAUAGCAUCUCGUUUGCGUGUCUAUGUUCCACGUCCCACUCCUCAGAUGCGUGAUGAGGAUAAAGAUCCUGUGUACUUGUAUUUUGAGAGCAUGAUGACAUGUGCUCGUGUGAGAGAGUACAACAGUAAUCCACCUACUCAGGUUCAUAUGUUGCCAUCCAAGAGGCAGAUGCAGGCAGCUAAAAAACUUAGUCAUUCUUUUGAAGGCAGUGUCUCAUCCACCUCUCAAAAGUUUGCAGAAGCUGCAGAGCUCCCUGAAGCUAUGGCCUUUGUGGUGGAUCCAGGUGAACCUGAGCCCACUAAACUACUGGAAAUCCUGUCUGAGUGUAACUGGGAACCUCAUCGGAACUCUGUGCUGAGUGCCCUGUUCAGCCGCAUGAGCACCAAUCACCUCAUAGAGCCUUUCUGCCUCGGGAUUUACAGAGUGCAGCCAUUGUCCACCACAUUGAAAAGAGGAGAGACGUGCUCCACAGUCACCUACACUGUGUGCAUCUCUCGGGCUGAGGAAACAAAGGUGACUGAAGACCUUCGGCCAGCAGAAAAGACGAAAACCAACUUUUCAAAAACCAAUGAAACGAAAUCUGAAAAAGUCUCAGCUGAACUUAUUUCUUGGAGCAAAAUCGGCAUCAGGAAGAAGAAGCAGGUGAAGAUGCCUGCUAAAAAGCCAUCAAGACUUCUCCCUUUGCUCACUCGUGCUGCUUCUGCUGGGUAUCUCAAGGCUGAAAAGAAGAAGCUUGGAAGCUCUGGUCUUGGGCUAAUUCAGGUGAAUGGCAAAAUGUAUACUCAAGCCAAGCUGCUGAUGGGUCAGAUGGGGGCCUUGCAUCCAGCUAAUCGUUUUGCAGCUUUUGUCACUGGAAGGCUCAGGCCCCAGCCUCAAGAGCAACCUAAAGUUGCAUCUGCCGUUCCCAAACACUUUUCUGGAAAAGACCCUGUUGAGCCUAAUGCUCUACCCAAAGUGACGAGCAUUUCAAAGAUAACUACUUCUAGUUCUGAUGUAAUCAGACCUUCUCAUGCCUUUGUCGCUGCCCCUACCCCUAAAACAGGAUCAAAGCUUAAUCCCUUGAGUGACAUUGCCAAACUUGUGGAGUGCAGUACAUCUUUGAAGCAGGAUGCUCUCAUAGCACCUCUGGCUCCAAUGCCUGGUAAACUCACUGUUAAAUGCCCUGUUAUACCCGAUGGCUCCAAAUUUCUUCUUGUGCCAGUUGCAUCACCUGGAGGUGCUGCUGCUCCUUCAGUAGAAAGAACUUCAUGUGCCGUUCUCCCACCCGGGCAGCCAGUGGUUCUGCAGCCUGUACCAGGAAUGCCAGGCACAAACUUCUUCUGUCAGUACAAUGGUCAAAUGUUCCAACUGGUACCCAUCACCCCAGGGCCUGUCAGUUCCCCAAAGUCCUGCUCUCACAGUGAAGGUACCACUCCACACAUUAUAGAAAAAGCUGCGGACUCAGGCCGGCCUAAUGACGACACUGCACCUGUACAAAAACCUUGGAAAGUCAGUCCUGCUACAAAGCCGUCACUUAAGUCUUUGCCAUCCAUUGCACCCAAAAUGCCAUCCCUGUCUGUAAUGACUGGCACGAAUAUUGUGAAUGACACACCAGCAUUUAAUACACUGCCUAGUUUUCCAGCUAAAAUGGGAACGGUUUCUUUCCGGUUAUGUCCACCUUCUGGUGAGAGCAAGUGGAUAGGAUCAAAGCAGGUUGCUAAACCUCCUGAUCCCUGUAAUGGUGCUGCUUCUACUUUGGUACUUCCGGGAGGUUUCUCGCUCAUUCAACUUCCAGUAGGGAUGCAACCUCCUGCACCUCCAGCUAUUCCUUCAGAUGCUACCUCUGCUAGUGCUCUUGUAGCUGAACUGCCACAGAAUGAUGACUGUAUGGAGAAAUCCAUUUCACAGAGUGGCUCCCCUAAUACAGAACAAAAAUGCCAGACAUCAGAAAGCUGCACUAGUUCACUUAAUCUAGAAACAGAGGCAAGUGGUUUAAACAAUGGAAACAAUGUCCUGACUUCAGGAAGUGUUAACGAAGACAGCUUUAUGGAGAAAAACAUAGAGUCAUUAGGUUCCAAUGAUGCAGCAACUUGUGGCAAUUAUGACUGGGUACCAGAAGGAGCUGAGCGGGUAAUCAAAAGUACUGAUUGUGAAUCAGAACUUGGGGAUUUGGAUGACUGGCCACCCAGUGGAGCAGAGCGAAUUUUGUGGAUAGAUGAGGAUGACUCAGCUUCUGAAGAUGAGAAUGAGGAUUUAAAUGAACAGGUACAUAAGAAUUCUAAUACUCCUGCUGAAGGCCGAGCUUUUGCAGAAGCUAAUGAUUUGAAGCCUGCAGCAACAACAGGAACUAUUAAUGUUUUCUCCAGUGCCUGCGGUGAAUGUCCUCUCGGGGACGAGGACGAACUUUCAUGUGAAAAGACUGAGACUUCAGAAAGCCCCCAUACUCAAAUUAUUUCCAUAUCACCUGAAACAAAUGAUGAACAAACAUAUGAUAAACAGAAAUGUAUAGAAAUCAGCUUCCCAUCUAAUUACCAAGAAAUGAUCCAUAAUGAGCCAUACAUAAAUGCAAACACUUCCAAACAUGCAAAUGACAGUGCCCAAAGGCCAACCUUUGAUGGUUCUUCGAUUCUUAUUAAAAAAGAGAUCAAUAAUGAACCAGCACAGACUUUGCCCAUCAGCCCCCCUGAUGAGAGUGAACACAUUCUGGUGCGACAAAAGGGUCCACUAGUUCUCGUUAAAAUUGAACCUUAUAAUGAACCAAUACAGAAAGAUAUGGUUGCUAACCCAUCUGACAUUAGUGAACAAGGGCUUGUCCCUGAACAAAGCUUUCCGGUCAUCAAUAAAAUACACAAAAAUGUACUUUCCAACCAUUUGGACCAAAUCCCUGAAGGUCAUUCUGGGCUUUUCGUUAAAAUAGAACCAUGCAACGACCCAACCUGGAGAGACACAUGCUCCAAAAACUCUGUCAUCACUGCUGAACAAGAGUCUAAUAAUGAUCAUAUGGCAACAGUAAUUUCUAAUCAUGUCUGUAAAGGUUUGGUAUCAGAAAAGAAUUCACAAAUUCUCAACAAGGAAUUGCACAAUAAUCCAGUACAAACUGAAUUAAUAAUUUCUACUUCUCCCAACAACACCGAUGCUGUGCAUCAUUUUCAAGAUGGUGAAGAUGAUCUAGACGUUGAUGGUGAUGCUCCAUGUCCUUUAUUGGAGGGUCAGACACCAGCAGCUAAUGCUACACUGGCAGCAUAUCUGCCGAAUGUGGCCUCAAGAAAAACUGACCCAAAGGUGCUUUCUCUUCGUACUGUGCUUAAAUCAUCCAAUGGGAGUAAUGAGGUGUCACGUGAAUUCGCUAAGCACUCAGACAAAUGCACUGGGAUAUCUAGAAUAGCUGAGCAUGUUCACAGCAUGGAAGUUCCAGAACCAAAGGAGCAAAUGAACUGGAACAAGACACAUUUUGCGAAGCCAGUACAAGAGUUAUGGGUAGAUGAAGAGGCUGAUGUGGAUCUGGUGAGCUCAGGUGAAACUGAUGUACAGCUGAGCAACAGUUCUGAGUUAGGCAGUGAUGAAGGGGAUUCAAGUGAGGAGGAGGAGGAUAAUGACUCAAGUAGUGAUGAAGAAAGUUCCAGUGAAUAUGAAUCUACUAGUGACAGUGGGACAACAGAGGACAGUGCUGACCUAUUCAGUGAAGAUGACGACGUUGACAUUGAGUCAUUUGAUGAAUAUCAGGAAAAGAUGAUUAUUGACAAGAUGGAAAAUGAAUCACAGAAUAUGAGCUUAAAUAGAGCAGCCCAAUUUAGAGAACAGCUUGAUCAUGGAACAGAUAUUUUUAACACAAUGAAGAUUCUGCCAGCACGUGUGCUAGCAAAGCGUCUAAAUCACACUGAGAAGGAGCGUGCUCGCCGAGGUGAACUGCAACAUGCUUUCGUUUCACUGAAAAGAGCAUUGAACAUUGAGGAGCAAAUCAAGAUGUGCAAACAUGACAUUCUCAUUCAGGCUCGAUUCAUGAUUCGGGCUCUGGAGGACAGAAGGCAAGCUUUAAAAGAGAAGAAAAAAGCAAUGCUUCAGAGACGAUCAGCUUACAUCAGGAGAAUCGCAGAGUUAACUGCAAAGACAGAAGAGACACCAUUGAGGAAUUUGAUGGAACCCUCCGAAAGAGAAAAGCAGUGUAAGAUUCAAAACCUGCCACUAACUUCAAGCCAAAUAAACCACAAACGUACAGACAGCGACGGCAACAUACUUCCACCUCGUUUUGGACGGUGGAGAACCAUCAAUUACAUACGCAAAACAACCAAGAAAUCUAGUAGGGAGCCAGCCAUCACCACAGAGGAUGUAGUACUGAAAUUUCUGGCACAGAACCCCACUGGUCUACCUCCAAUACACAACAGCAAAAAACCUUCAACACAUCCCAGGCCAUCAGUGAAAUUUACUUUGCCAAAGAUAGUUUUGCAGUCCUUUGACAAGACUCAUGCUGUAGUAAAGCUCAUGAGUGCUGAACACACUCCUCUACCAAGUUCUUCUCAAGUCACAGACUACGUCGAUCCGCCAGAGCAAGGAGUGGAAAAGGGCAACUCCUCAAGGUGUUGCGAAGGGAUGCAGGGAGCUUCAUUGUCUAAGGACUCGAAUAAGGAAAAUCCAAGUUCAUCCCUACCAGACAGUGAGAAUGCUGUCCAGAAUAACACUAUGUCUGAGCAAGGUGGGCUGGGGAAGGUUAAAAAGGCCUCUGAAAGUUUGGGGAACAUGAAGAAAAAGAGGUCAAAGAGGGAUGUGGUCAUAGAAGAUGCCUUAUCCAACCCUGAUGCCUUAGGUCCAAGACAGCUUCGGAACAGAUCCCUUGCAAUCAGUGCAAUUCCCACGACGAGUACCCCAAGAAAACGAAGGCGGAGGAUUAUAUAGAUGAAAUGUAGUGGAUUGUGAUACUACAGAUUACUUUCUUAAACUAUAGAUUUAAAAGAACCAAAAGGAAAAUCUAAACACAUGGUUUAUUUUUUUUUUAUGCAUUUCUAAAAAGCUGAGGUUUGAAACGAAUUGUAGUUCACAAGACUAUAUCACAUGUGCCUAGUCAUGAAUCCAAAGAUCCUCUCAUUCGAUGGCUGCAUACAGUCCACCAAGUGAUUGAUUAAAAAAAAAAAGUAUUAAAAUGCUUUUUCUUUUUUCUUCUCUCCUGAUGCUGUAAAAUGUUUACCUGUGCCUGAUAUGCAGAUUAUUUCAAGAUGGCAUUUGAGCAAAACAUUAAAUUAAUGUAUGAAUAUUACAUGCCAUCGUUUAUAAUUCACUGAAUCCCAUAUUGGGGUUAGGCUAUUACAAUUUAAUUUCCUUUUGAUGUGUUCUUUAAUAGGCUAUGUUUUACCUUGGUGCUCAAUGUUUUGUAUUUGUUUAUAGUGAUCUUCUUAGCACACAGUACGUUAAUUCAGAUUCACUGCAAAAAUAAAAUAAAAUAAAAUUAUAUAUAUAUAUAAAUAAAUCAUGUUUCUUACUGAUUGUCUUAAUGCUAUCAUACAUGUUUUGUUACCAGGGAGGGGAACUGUUUUAACUAAACAGAAGUGAAAUAAUUGCUUUCUUAAAUAAAAUAUGCAAAGGAAAAUAAUACGUUGAAGACCUGAAUGUUUUCAGAGCUUUGGUGUAGAAUAUACUUUUAAAAACAUUAAUAAUUGUUCAUUAAAUAGAAUAUUGUUAAUGUAAUGUGAUUGGUCAGCAGUUUUCUCUGGGUUCUGUAUGUUUUCUGCAACUUUUCUGUAUUAAAGAGUGCUUCUUGAUUACACUCACCAUUUUGUGCAUAAUGACAGUUUUAAAGUAAGGUGCUUACUGUAAUCUUAGC